This is a messenger RNA of Schistosoma rodhaini, 660 nucleotides long. The record is from the annotation of a GenBank genome assembly. Lineage: Eukaryota; Metazoa; Platyhelminthes; Trematoda; Strigeidida; Schistosomatidae.
AUGAGCCCUCAUUCGGAUGAUGAUGAUUUUCCUGCAAAAGAAGAGGAUGAAGUGUCCAUUCCUCGGGCUUCGCUUAAUAAGUUUGUCAAGGAAGUAUUGCCAGAUGCGCGGCUAACUACAGAAACUCGUGAUCUUCUCCUAAACUGCUGUCAUUGUUUUAUUCACAAAUUGGCUACGGAAGCUAAUAUUGCAUGUUCUAAAGCUAAUAAAAAGACAAUCAGUCCGCAGCAUAUACUUGAGGGUCUGGAUGCCAUGAACUUAUCUUCUUAUAAAGAACAUGCUGAGGUGGCUUGUCAGGAAGCUAAAGAAGAAAUCAAAGGUCGAAAAAUGCUUAGUGCUAGUUAUCGGUUUAAACACCAGGACAGUGAAGAGUUGGAAAGACUGGCUAAAGAACAACAAGAGAUUUUCGAACAGGCUAGGGCUGAUUUCAUUGGGGAACGGUUAGACAGAGAAGACUUGUUGGCAGCUUCAAAUUGUGCUGCAUCAGACCUUAGUAACUACAUGACCGGACAUGGAUCAUCACAAUCUUCUAAUUAUCCAGAUGCUAACUCUGGAGAUAUCAAUACAGCAACUGAAUCAUCUACUUUGCCUACAGCUACUGGAUCCGGACGAAUUUUGGGCUCUUCAGUCAUUGGAGAUGACGAUAAUUAUGACGAGUAA